CGCAUCACGGCCGUUUCCGGCGCGGGCCGUUCGAAGGCGGGCGGUAUGGCGGAGCUGGACUCGUCGCUGUCGCUGCUGGAGGUGGGCGGCGGGUGGGACGCGGCGGAGGCGGCGGAGGCGGCGGCGGCGGGGAGGCGGUCGCCGCAGCAGCCUCAGCAGCCUCAGCCGCAGCCACCGCCUGCCGGGCAGGCGGAGGGCGACGAGGAGGACCUGAUGCCCAUGGUGUUCCUGUGCGCCGGCUGCAAGCGGCCCGUGGGCGACACGCUGAGCUGGGUGACCAACGACGAGGAGACGGGCUGCGUCCUGCUGCGCAGUGCCUCCGCCAGCGUCUCGGUGGACAAGGAGCAGAAGCUGUCCAAGCGGCCCGGCGAGUGCGGAUGUAUGAUUGAAACAUUGUUCUGCUCUGGCUGCUCGAUGACGCUCGGCAACAUCUACAGAUGCACCCCGAAGCAUCUUGACUACAAGAGGGAUUUAUUCUGUUUCAGCGUUGACUCGAUUGAAAGUUACGUUUUAGGAUCUUCAGAAAAGCAGGCUGUUACUGAUGAAGAACCUUUAACUCUCGAAAGCCGAGCUGCCUUGGGAGAAGCACUAGAAAGGGCAGACACCAUACUAAAGGCUCUGGAGGCAAGACUGACUGCUGUUGAAUCGAGUAUUGAUUCUCUUCACAAUAAUCUUUGAAAGAAAACUUCCUGCAUCUAAACUAACUGCUGGAGAAGGAUACGUGUGAAACUUGUCCUUCUAAUACUUUGGAAUCUGUGGGAACACUGUGAAAGCUGAGUGAAGAAAUGAAAGACAAAAGUGGCUCAUGUUGCAGUAGAACAAUACUGGCUACAAUUCUUCACCACAGAUGAGGAGUUUCCUCUAAAGAGAAUACCCCAAGAAGAAUUUUUAAAUGGUGUUUCUAUAGACUUUUGUUUCAUAUGUAAAUAUUUAUUAAAAUUUUUACCUCUGAAAGCAAAGCAUUUAUCUCCUAAUUUCGCUGCAAACCUAUAUCUGCUGAACUGGGUUUGUAUCCUUCCUAAACUAAUUAAAAAUAAAAAAAAAAAUAAAACUGUGACUGUAGUUGAAGUAGCAAUAUAGGUCACUUUCUUGUCUCUCAAGCCUUUGCUUGACCUGUGCUCAGAGACAAAAAUGGUCCAGUAACAUUUUGCUAGGUCAAGGCUAAAAUGAAAUAACUGUAAAGAAGACUUUAAAAGCAUUUGAUUAAAUGGCUUUCCGUGCAAUAUUGAAGGUCAUGUGUGACAGCUUCAAGGGAAGGAAAACAAACAAGGCUGGUAGCAGCACACCUUUAAGCAAAGCCUGAUGUAUGUUUGAGCAGUGAAUUCAAUGUUAAUUAAGAAUGAUUGUCAUUACUUUGUUUCAGUGUAGAUAUUUUGGCUUUUACUUUGUUCUUCUGUGUAGUUAACCAUUAGGGUUUCUCAUAUGGUGUUUGUGUUCUCAGUGAUUUUUUUUCACCAAUAAAACAAAAGAAAAGCA
Molecule: messenger RNA, 1476 nt
Organism: Cygnus olor (mute swan)
Lineage: Eukaryota; Metazoa; Chordata; Aves; Anseriformes; Anatidae
Gene: MIS18A
Product: MIS18 kinetochore protein A
Exons: 5
Coding region: 46-678 (210 amino acids)
Biological process (GO): chromosome segregation; CENP-A containing chromatin assembly
Cellular component (GO): chromatin; chromosome, centromeric region; nucleus
Source: RefSeq, a predicted model, not a curated record